GGCAAAAGUCACAUUGUAUGUAUCUAAAUCUGUGUAGUAUGGUGAGCUUGUCCAUCAUAUUCUAGGGUUCGCGUGAAGUCUGUAAUUUCAGUCCCAAAACCCUUCUAAUCCCCUCCCGUUUACAAGCUUGUUCUUUCGUCGAAGCCAUUAUUCCCACUCUUCCACUUCUUUCCCUAAACUCCUUUUACUGCCAGCCUCGUCUUACUCCAGAAACUCCCCUGCUUCUGUAGUCCCGUGUAAUUCGAACCCACUUCCCCAUCUCCGCAUUUCCCCUCUACAAGCUCAUCUUCAUUCAUCUAGGCAGUAAUGAGCAGCUGGAAGAGUCUUCUCCUCCGAAUUGGCGACAAGUCCCCGGAAUAUGGCACCUCCUCCGACUUCAAAGAUCACAUUGAAACUUGCUUUGCUGCGAUUCGGCGGGAGCUGGAUCACUAUGGAGAUGAAGUUUUGCCGUUCCUUCUGCAAUGUGUUGAACAAUUGCCUCAUAAGACUCCUCUGUACGGGACACUGAUUGGAUUACUGAAUUUGGAAAACGAAGACUUCGUGAAGAAAAUUGUGGAGAAAACUCACACAAGUUUUCAGGAUGCCUUAAACUCUGGACAUUGCCACAAGAUCCGGAUUUUGUUACGGUUUCUAACUGCAUUGAUGAGCAGUAAAGUUCUGCUGUCCACAUCUCUAGUUGUUGUUUUUGAAACAUUACUAUCUUCAGCUGCCACAACGGUGGAUGAUGAGAAGGGAAACCCUGCAUGGCAGGCACGUGCUGACUUUUACAUAACUUGCAUUCUUUCUUGUUUUCCCUGGGGAGGCGCUGAACUGGUUGAGCAAGUUCCUGAAGAGCUUGAGAGGGUUAUGGUUGGAGUAGAAGCUUACUUAAGCAUUCGAAGGCAUACCUUGGACACUGGCUUAUCCUUUUUUGAGGAUGAUGGUGAAGUUGAGAAAACUCUUAACGAGAAGGAUUUUUUAGAAGAUUUAUGGGGUCGUAUACAAAUGUUAUCUACCGAUGGAUGGAAAGUGGACAGUGUUCCAAGGCCUCACCUUCUAUUUGAAGCUCAACUAGUUGCUGGGAAGUCUCAUGAAUUUGGAACCAUCAACUGUCCGGAGCAACCUGAUCCACCUUCAACACUAUCUGGCAUCACUUAUGGUAAACAGAAGUAUGAUGCAGAGUUAAAUUAUCCUCAAAGGAUACGUCGACUUAAUAUAUUUCCAUCUAGUAAAUUUGAGGAUGUACAACCUAUUGAUCGCUUUGUCGUGGAGGAGUAUCUUUUAGACGUGCUUCUUUUCCUCAAUGGCUGUCGAAAGGAAUGUGCAUCUUUCAUGGUUGGCCUUCCUGUACCUUUUAGAUACGAGUAUCUUAUGGCAGAGACAAUUUUCUCGCAGCUACUCAUGCUACCACAACCGCCAUUCAAGCCUAUUUAUUAUACUCUGGUCAUUAUUGACCUUUGUAAGGCUCUUCCUGGGGCCUUUCCUGCAGUUGUAGCUGGUGCAGUUCGUGCCCUAUUUGAGAAAAUAGCUGAUUUAGACAUGGAAUGCCGCAUACGGUUGAUACUUUGGUUUUCACACCAUUUAUCGAACUUUCAAUUUAUAUGGCCAUGGGAAGAAUGGGCUUAUGUAUUAGAACUUCCAAAAUGGGCCCCACAAAGAGUGUUUGUGAAGGAGGUUCUGGAUCGAGAGGUCCGUCUAUCAUAUUGGGAUAAAGUAAAACAGAGCAUUGAGAAUGCACCUGGUUUAGAAGAGUUGCUACCUCCCAAGAGUGGACCAAGCUUCAAAUUUUCCACUGAAGAUGAUGGAGAAAAAAGUGAACAACAUGCACUGUCUGCUGAAUUAUACAAUUUGGUGAAAGGACGGGCUCCAGCACGUGAAAUAAUUUCCUGGCUGGAUGAAAGUGUAAUUCCGAAGCAUGGUUUGGAUGUUUCUCUCGUGGUGGUUGUGCAAACUCUUCUGGAUAUUGGGUCAAAGAGUUUCACUCAUUUGAUAACGGUCUUGGAGAGAUAUGGACAAGUUAUUUCAAGAAUAUGCCAUGAUGUGGAUAAGGAGAUCUUGGUUAUAUCUGAGGUGGGUUCUUACUGGAAGAAUAAUACUCAAAUGACGGCGAUAGCAAUUGACAGAAUGAUGGGUUAUAGGUUAAUUUCCAAUUUGUCCAUCGUUAAAUGGAUCUUUUCUUCAGAAAACAUUCAGCAAUAUCAUACAUCAGAUCGUCCAUGGGAGAUAUUAAGGAAUGUGUUGUGCAAGACGUAUAAUCGUAUUUCUGAUCUUAGAAAAGAAAUAUCCUCCCUGAAGAAAGAUAUUAUUGCAGCUGAAGAAGCUGUUGCUAGGACAGAGGAAGAAUUGAGUGCUGCUGAAUCAAAGCUGGCACUUGUGGAUGGUGAACCUGUUUUGGGAGAGAAUCCCGUGAGAUUGAAGCGAUUGAAAUCUUAUGCUGGAAGAGCAAAAGAGCAGGAGAUAUCGAUACGGGACUCUUUAGAAGCCAAAGAAGCUCUUCUUGCUCGAGCUCUCGAGGAGAAUGAGACAUUGUUUCUAUCUUUGUACAAAAGCUUUUCCAGUAUAUUGACAGAACGCCUUCCAGCUGCAUCUAGCGCACAAACUCUGCAGGAUUUGAAGUCUAUUAAUCCUGCUGAUGCGAAUGCAAUGGACGUUGAAGAACCAUCAGCCAUGGAGAUGGACAAUGAAGACUCAAGACCUGAAAAAAGUCAUUUGAACGGUAGAACAGAGCAUUCCUACACUGUAGGUGAAAAUGAACAAUGGUGUUUAACCACCUUGGGAUAUGUCAAGGCCUUCUCGAGGCAAUAUGCUUCAGAGAUAUGGCCACACAUUGAGAAGUUGGAUGCAGAAGUUUUAUUAUCAGAAGAUUCACACCCACUUUUCAGGAAAGCAGUCUACAGCGGCCUUCGUCGAUCAUUGGACUCGAUCUAAUGACGUAAUCAUAUUUGUUAUAGUAUUCAACAUUUUCUGUUUUUCCCCUCAAUCCUUCCUAUUUCUUUUUGUAGAUUAGAUGGAUAGAUCACUCGAUAAUGUUAUCUAACAUUUGUGUAAACGAAAAUACAUAUUAGGCUAGCCAAUCGAUGUAGAUACCGGUUUAAUUAUAGUUGUUAUUGAGUUACGUUCAUGGAGUCCUGUAUCAUAAUACCUAUAUCGUAAUCGCUCCUGUUUUGCAAUCA
Messenger RNA from Benincasa hispida (wax gourd), 3152 nucleotides. RefSeq names its product ARM repeat superfamily protein (gene ABH1). Lineage: Eukaryota; Viridiplantae; Streptophyta; Magnoliopsida; Cucurbitales; Cucurbitaceae. Gene Ontology annotation, cellular component: nuclear cap binding complex; nucleus. Gene Ontology annotation, biological process: nuclear-transcribed mRNA catabolic process, nonsense-mediated decay; mRNA export from nucleus. The record is from RefSeq and is a predicted model, not a curated record. Gene Ontology annotation, molecular function: protein binding; mRNA binding; RNA cap binding.